CGUCCUUAUACAUAAGCAAAUAAAUUGAGAGCGCUAACGCCUGACCGAGUUUGCUCAGUACCUUGUCGCCUCUGCAGUACAAAGGUUUUGCAGCUUGGAAAACCGGAGUGGAGAGAAACAAAGCGAUUUUAUACCAGAAGCAUCGGGAAGACUCGAGGGGGGAGCUGCGUCUCUUUGUCUGGCUUGGAGAAUGGUGGAAAAGAAAAUUUCAGCAAGGUCCCAGGACCCCAGCCAGAGGCGAAUUUUAGACCGGGCCACCCGCCAGCGCCGUCUCAACCGCCAGCUAGAGGCCCUGGAGAAUGACAACUUCCAGGAUGACCCCCAUGCCAACAUGCCACAGCUGGUGAAGCGCUUGCCUCAGUUUGAUGAUGAUGCCGAAACAGGGAAAAAGAAGAAAAAAACCCGCGGAGACCAUUUCAAGCUGCGUUUCCGCAAGAACUUCCAGGCCUUGCUGGAAGAACAGAACCUCAAUGCGAGUGAAGGGCCCAACUACCUGACAGCCUGCGCGCCUCCCUCGAAUUUGCCUCAGCGCCACUUCUGCACUGUUUGCGGCUUCCCGUCAAAUUACACAUGUGUUUCUUGCGGAGCCCGUUACUGUUGUGUCAAGUGUUUGGGGACACAUCACGAAACUCGGUGCUUGAAGUGGACAGUUUGAGUUAUGCCAUGAAGAAUUAUAAAUAUUAUCUUAUAGAAGAAGUCUUUUCAAACAAGCAGGUUGUCUUCCUCCCUGGACAAAUAGAUUUUCCCAGCCGUGAAGAGGUCUAAACUGGACUGUAAUUCGUGUUUGUGUAAUAAAAUGUUUUUAUGGUUUGCAA
Molecule: messenger RNA, 815 nt
Organism: Candoia aspera
Lineage: Eukaryota; Metazoa; Chordata; Lepidosauria; Squamata; Candoiidae
Gene: ZNHIT1
Product: zinc finger HIT-type containing 1
Exons: 5
Coding region: 191-655 (154 amino acids)
Biological process (GO): chromatin remodeling
Cellular component (GO): Swr1 complex
Molecular function (GO): nucleosome binding
Source: RefSeq, a predicted model, not a curated record